Molecule: messenger RNA, 1448 nt
Organism: Folsomia candida
Lineage: Eukaryota; Metazoa; Arthropoda; Collembola; Entomobryomorpha; Isotomidae
Product: multiple epidermal growth factor-like domains protein 10
Exons: 3
Coding region: 34-903 (289 amino acids)
Source: RefSeq, a predicted model, not a curated record
CUUCUGCAGCACUGGUCUUACAAAAAAAUAAAAAUGAGAAAUUCUGCACUUUUUGGUCCAUUAAUUUUCGCAAUUUUUCUAAUUGCGUCAUCCACUGGUCAAUCCGGUGGUCAUGGCGAUCCUUGCUCGGAGAAUGAUCAAUGCCUGACUUCCAUCGGGUUGGAGUGUCGCGAACAAAUUUGCCAGUGCAAGAUUGACGCUAUUUAUAACGAGGAGGUCUCUCGCUGUCAAACUCUGGCGGGGGGAGAUUGCUCAGAUUGGGCGGAUUGUAUAGAGGAAGCUUAUUGCGGAGAUAACAAGUGCCAUUGUUACGGCAACUAUUUUCCAACUCCUGACGGGUUUUGUCAAAAAUCGUACGGCUACCCUUGCCAAACUUCGGCGGAGUGUUAUCCAAACGACCAACUGAUCUGCGCCGCUGGACGAUGCGAAUGUCAAAAUUCAUUAAAUCAGGUCUGGAUGGAACGGAAUUACACGUGCAAUAUAAAAGUCGGGUUUCCAUGCCAACCACAAUCAAGCGUCAGAUGUGGAGAAGACAUGGCCUGUGUUCCGCAUACUCCCUCAAUCACCGGAUAUCGGUGCGGGUGUGAUAAAAGCAAUUAUUUGCCGACCGUUGAUAGAGAGCAUUGUCGACCAGGUUAUGCCCAGCCAUGUUCUGAAGGAGAAUUCGGAUGUGAUGAGCGACGAGGCCUCAAAUGUUUCCAAGGGGUGUGCCAAUGUGCCCAUUUUCCCUCCCAAGUGUGGGACGAGGAACAACUUCUCUGCGCCGGAGUGGAGGGAACGAUGUGCUCGUUUUACAAUACGGCUCGAGAAGAACCAAUUCAUAGAUGUUUGGCAAAUCUGGGGUGCAACGAAAUUGAUGGACCGAAUGGGAAUGAUGCUUUUUAUGGGAUAUGUCAACGCUAAGAAAAUCAAUUAAUAAUUUUUUGUGCAUUUACUCACAAAUUUAAAUUCGAAUUUGAAUUACAGUUAAGUUACAAUUAUUAAAUAAAAAUAUUUAACAUAUUUGAAAAACGGUUUGUUAGAUUAAUCGUGCCCCAAUAAAGUGUUUGAUAUAUUUCAAAAAUAGUAUGCCCCAUGUAGGAACAAUUUAGGUAUACAAAUGUGCACGUGUAAUACAUAUGUAAUUAUAAUGCAUAAAUAUGUACAUAUGUAUGUAUAUUGCAUACGAUUUAGUAAUUCCUUUUUGCACCAAUACGUAUGAUUGUGGAAACACUGAUUAAAUUGGGUAAAAGGGUUACAUUACUGUUUAGUUUCUUGCAGUGUGAAAAAUUGCAAGACGCAGAAAGUAAUAAUCUUAAGUUAAACUUAUGUUUUGCGUCCACGACCUCCUCAAGUAUUUAUUUAUCUACAUAUGUAUACAAUUUCCAACAUUAAAGACUCAGCAGAACAGUGCCGUGUAAGAAGCAAUAAAACAUUAGCGCAUUGUUUGCUUUUUAUUGAACACUGGA